AUGGCGUGCUACAGUAAAGAGAAAAACGAGAAAUUUGCUCUGAAAGUGCUUCGAGAUGGACCGAAAGCUCGUCGUGAAAUCGGACUUCACUAUCUAACGAAUGUUCAUGAGAAUGUGGUGACAAUCCUGGAUAUCUACGAGAACACUUUCGACAACGUGAAGUGUUUGCUGAUGGUCGUCGAAUUCCUUGAAGGUGGUGACCUUCUUAGUCAGUUUGAGAAACAAGGCAGCACACCGUAUUCGGAGAAAAAAGUUGGUGAGAUUAUUCGACAAAUUGGAUCUGCUGUACAGUACCUACACGACAUGAACAUUGCUCAUCGAGAUAUCAAACUCGAAAACAUUCUUUGCAGCAGUACGGGUGAUGACUGCGUGUACAAACUUGGAGACUACGGGUUUGCUAAACGUCCUGAACGCAAUAUGCUCAUGGAGUCACCUUGUUGUACACCAUUUUAUGCGCCUCCUGAGGUACUGAGUCGCGAACGCUACGACAAAUCUUGCGACAUGUGGUCGCUCGGCGUCGCCAUGUACAUACUACUGUGCGGCUAUCCGCCGUUCUACAGCAUGAAAGGUCUUGCCUUAUCGCCGGGCAUGCGAAAUCGGAUAGCGAAGGGAUACUACGCCUUUCCACCGGAGGAAUGGGACCACGUGUCUCAAUCCACCAAAGAUGACAUUCGCUGUUUGCUUCGGACUGACCCAUCGGAGAGAAUGACUAUACAUAGUCUAAUGAAUACUUCACUAGUCACUGGGCAGAACCAACCUGAAGGAGUGCCGAUUCCAGGCACUCACGAAGCAGAAGAUGACAAAGUUUCUCAGGAUCCAUUCAUGAUCCCACGAAGCGUACGAUUCCUUCGUGAAGGUGUGCAAGCCCCACGACUGCACAGUAUCCAGGAAGAGGUCAGUCGUGCACUGGAAACGAUGCGCCUCGGAGGUGAAUCGACUCCGUUGAGAAAUUUUCAUAAUUCAUGUAAUAGUUUUAUUGGACAGCGUACUGCUCACCUGAGUGUGCCGAAAAUUCAGUGUUGA
Molecule: messenger RNA, 1023 nt
Organism: Angiostrongylus costaricensis
Lineage: Eukaryota; Metazoa; Nematoda; Chromadorea; Rhabditida; Metastrongylidae
Source: the annotation of a GenBank genome assembly